Molecule: messenger RNA, 1038 nt
Organism: Gryllus bimaculatus (two-spotted cricket)
Lineage: Eukaryota; Metazoa; Arthropoda; Insecta; Orthoptera; Gryllidae
Source: the annotation of a GenBank genome assembly
AUGGUACUCAGCAGUCACACUCCCUGUACCUUUCCUAUUGCUGAAAUUGCUGUACCUGCUCAAAAACUUUAUGAAUCUAGACAACUUAUCAGUGAAGAAAACAGUUAUUUGGAAAAGGUUGUGGAGAGCUGUAGUUUGCUGAGCAGAGCCGAGCUGGACCCAAUCAAACGUCGAAAAAUGGGAAACGCGCAUGCGAUCCGCGGCUACCAACGGCUGCAGAAUGAGAACCCAGCCGCGCCAGAUGCACCAGCUGCGCCAGAUGCACCAGCUGCGCCAGAUGCACCAGAUGCACCAGAUGCACCAGAUGCACCAGAUGCACCAGCCGCACCAGAUGCACCAGCCGCACCAGCCGCACCAGCCGCACCAGCAGCGCCUCCCGACCAGCUCUUGCCCCCUCUGCCACCUUCACCCCCCUCGCCUCCCUCACCACUGCAGGAUACGCAGGAGGUGCAAGACCUGCGCGCGGCCCUGCGGUUGAUGACGGAGAAGGUGCAGCGCGUGGAGAGGGCGCUGGAGCAGGGGGAACGGCGCGUGCCCGCGACGCCGGACGAGGCGUUGCGCGUCCUCCUGGACGACGGGCAGGACAGUUGGCUGGAGGACGUGUUGAGCGCGAUGGAGCGGCGCCUGGAGCGGCGGCUCGAGCGCCAGUUGGGAGAGAACGUGGAGCGGAGGCUCGAGCGGCGGUUAGAGCGCGCCUUUCGGGACUACGAGCAGCAGCUGCACGAGCAGCUGCAGCAACGCAUGGACGGUCUGCGCCGCAGCGAGGAGAAAGCCAGGAAGCGGGACUCGAUGUCGUCUCGCCUCGCCAACGGCACAGCUUCGUCACAGGCUGCCCACGCUUCCGCAUUGGCUCCCGAUCCAGCUACCGCCGUCGUUUCCGCUUCCGCUUCUGCUUCUCAUUUUGUUUCCACUUCCACUCCCUUAAUUGUUUCCACUUCCACUCCCGUAAUUGUUUCCACUUCCACUCCCGUAAUUGUUUCCACUUCCACUCCCUUAAUUGUUUCCACUUCCACUCCCUUAAUUGUUUCCACUUCCACU